Molecule: messenger RNA, 473 nt
Organism: Staurois parvus
Lineage: Eukaryota; Metazoa; Chordata; Amphibia; Anura; Ranidae
Source: the annotation of a GenBank genome assembly
UUUUUAUACACUGAUUGCUUUUACACCCAUAAAGGCUGUAAAAGCAAUAAUUUCACCUUCUCUCUGGCUGCAUUCUUGCAGCCAUUAAGAACUACUGUGUGAGCUGUGAUUGGUCACAGCUUGUCACAUGGUACAAGGCGGUUGUGAAUAGCCUUGUACCAUGUGACCUCUGUGAUCAUUCACACGUAGUAAGCAAUGAUGUCAGAAGUGACAUCUUGCUUACUACUCUGCAUGUGAUCACUGAUUGGCCAAUCAGUGAUCACAUGAUCGGGACCUCACACAGAGGUCCCGUACGACGAUCAGUGUUCCACCCGGAGGACCCCACCGGAUCCCAGGGAGCAAGCACAAUCCAUAAUGGCGGGCGCGUUUAUGAACGGCAACCCGCCCCUGGACUGCCACCGUUCAGCCGUUUAUAUACAGGGGCCGGGCGACAAGUGGUUAAGCAUCCUGCUAGAAAAAAAGGCAUUCAGGAG